Molecule: messenger RNA, 3189 nt
Organism: Parus major (Great Tit)
Lineage: Eukaryota; Metazoa; Chordata; Aves; Passeriformes; Paridae
Gene: SOWAHD
Product: sosondowah ankyrin repeat domain family member D
Exons: 1
Coding region: 1292-2302 (336 amino acids)
Molecular function (GO): protein binding
Source: RefSeq, a predicted model, not a curated record
AGACUACUGGUGGCUGCAGCUAUCAGCUGCUCAUGGACUGUGCUACAAAGGGAAUCAUGGCAAGAGAGGAAGGCCAAAUUCCCCAUGGGAUGAAACACCGGAUGACAAGGACCCAAACAGUGUCCCAGGCUGGGUCUCCCUUACAUCAGAGACCCACCAGCCACUGGGACCAUGGCCUCUUGAGGCAGCAACCUAGGCCUUCCUGAGCACAGCAUCACAGAGAAGCAUUGCAGUCAUGGGAGGCUAUAAGGCAAUUGCUUCAGUAGGUGCUUGGGGUGCUGCUGGGGUCAGAGGAAGUGUCUUGGGACCUCUGUCAUGGAUUUACACACACCAGACAAUGUAACAGGGCCUGACCCUGGGACCCUGCUAAGAAUGCUGGGUUCAAGUGAAUGUUUCCAAUGAAUCUUUUGUUAGUUCUUUGGUUAUAGCUGAAGCUGGUGCUUCCAGAGAGGAACCCCUACCCCAAUUUACACCUCUCACUUAUACCCCUGACACUCAUCACCCAAUCCAAGUCAAUCACUAAAUUCUGGUUGGCAGUAUCUUGAUUUCUUGCUGGAAAGAAAUCAAUCAAGAAUUCUUUCACUUGAGCUGGGCUGGCUGCCUUCUGAUGUUGCUUUAUUCUCCUGGGAUUGUCUCCUUAUUCCUUAUCAUCUCCAUUCUCAUAUCAUAUCAUCUUCAUGCUCAUAGCUGCUGAAUUCCAGGAGUGCUUUCUUAGCAGCAUCGUUUUAUCAAAAGUCUCUGUUUGGUCAGCUCUUACAGCUUUGGCUACUUCAGGUGCUAAAGCUGAACCAGCAGUGCUAAAGGAAACUAUUCAGGCAGGAGAAGAUAGUUCAUCAAUUUCUGCUGUAGCGUCAGCACUGAGCUGCUCAGGACCCCUGUGCCUCUGUCUGGUCCCACUCCUUCUGCACGCUCCCUGUAUUCCCACUUGUUCCCUGUAUUCCCACACUUUCCCUGUAUUCCCACUCGUUCCCUGUAUUCCCACUCGUUCCCUGAAUUCCCGCACCCUCCUGUAUUCCCGGCCGCUCUCCCUCUGUGACACCGCAGGCGAGCGCGGCCGGGGGGGCAGAGCCAGCCCGGGCUCGAGGCCGUGCCCGGCAGCGGCGGCAGCCACGGCCACAGCGUGACCAAAGGUCACCUGCGCCGCCCCGGCAGCGCCGCCGCCAUGCCCUCCCGCCGUGCGGAAUUGGUUCCUCCUUCGCCGGGAGGGGAAGCGCGGGGUGAGUGCCGGGGAGCGUGAGCAGUGCCCUGCUGGGGACAGCCCUGCGGGGGCAGCUCUGCGAGAGGCACCGCCAUGGCCCGGCAGGAGCGGGAGAAGAGCGUGGCGGAGCAGAAGGUAGCUGGCAUCUCCCGGAGGUUCUCCUUCCUGGAUGCCGCCCAGCCCCGAGCGGGCGGCCUGGCCCGCAGCUCCCAUCUCUGGUCAGCCACCCUGGGGAGCAGGGAGCGUUUCCAUGCGCUGCAGAAGAUGGACACCAACAAAAGCAUCAACUGGGGCAGGCACAGCCUGGGGAGCUGGGGCAGGACUUCAGGCAGGUUCUCCGUUAGCCCCAGCAGUACCCGGAGGAAGGAGCUGAAAGAAAUCCUCCUGCAAAGCAACAGCCCUGGCAGCACUAUGCGGUUUGCCACUGUUCAGCAGACAUCUAGAAGGAGCAGUCUUCCUGCAGGGCUGCAUCAAGAAGAGAAGCCUGAGCAGAGCCCUGAUCUGCUGCCCCUUGUCCUUGAUCCUCUGGAGCACGCAUGGCUGCUGACGGUGGCCGAGGGUGAUGCGGACAGCAUCAUCAAGCUGCUGGACCUGGAUCCCAGCCUGCUGACCAGGAGAGACUUUGUGACAGGAUUCACCGCUCUCCACUGGCUUGCCAAGCAUGGCCACCAUGAGAGCUUCAUCCAGGUCAUCUCCCAUGCCCAGAAGAAAGGCUAUCCUGUCAACAUGAACAUCCCCACAGCCAGCGGUGGGCUCACCCCUUUGCACCUGGCUGCCUUGCAAGGACACGAGGUGCUCAUCAAGUUGCUGGUGGGAGCUUAUGGGGCAGACACCACCUGCAGGGACCACAAUGGGCGCAAGGCUUGGCAAUACCUGCCGGCAGACACCUCCAGAGACCUGAAGGAACUGGCAGGGGCCUUGGAGGAGGACUUGGUCCAGCUGCACUCUCACAACACCAACAACAACUGUAAGUCAUCCAGAGAGGCUGGGGCAGGGCAGGACUCUGUGGACUCUGGGGCCAAGGGAAAAGCCGAGCACUCCUGGAGCCUGUCGACCCUCCGAGGAUUUGUUAGACAGGCAUUUGCUUUCUUCCAUGAGCACUGAAGCUCUCCUGGCUCCAUUCACCAGUAAACCCAUGCUGGAUGGCAGCUGGAAAAGCCUGCAGGGAGCCGGGAACUUGGGUGCUCAAAAUCCUGGCCAAGUGAGGGUUAAGCCAUGGCACCAUGGCCACCCUAGGUCUUGUGGUCUUUUAGAGCUGUUCUGGUGUGUGUGUGGAACACCAUGGCCACUGGGAGCAGUAGCUUGGGAGAGCCCUUCCAAAAACUGCAGAGGGGGUUAUGACCCAUGCCCCCGUGGGUGGUGACUCCUUGCUGCAUCCCAGCAGAUCCCCGUGGUCGGGGCUCACGUAUCAGCUCUGCUCUGGGGAACUGCUCCAACACCUCGUGCUCACAGGAGACCCACCAUGUGUGGAUCUGCAAACGCUUUCCAGCUCCCUGUGAGAUCCCCUGAUCUCUGCCACAUGCACCUUCUCUGGGUUGAUGUUUAUGACAGCUGAUUACAAAGCUGAUUCUCAGCAGAGUAAGAGCUAAGGGACCUGUUUGUGACGAAGAGUCCAGGCCAAGAGAAGCCUUUCACUCACAAGGGCACCCUUCCCUUGAAAUCCCCAUCCCUGAAAUGGGAUUUCAGGAAUUCCUGAAUUCCUUCAGGAAACCUGAAAUGCUCAGCCUCUUUAGGAACGGGGCCAGAGCAAAGGAGGCAGGAAGGACACAAGGGGGGCAGCAUGUGGUGGCUCCUGUGGGGAUUAGAGUUCCGGAACAGCUCUGGAAAGAUGAUUCAUUCUCAGAAAUUGUGGAAAAGGUAUGUGAAGGCUGUGAGACAGAUUAUCUUUAUUGCUACUGAGGGCAUGCUCAAAAAUGAAACUCAUGAACAUCGCUGCAGCAACAUUACAGUGCAUGUAUGUCUCUGUCACUACAUUAAAAGGGCAAAGCCUC